Messenger RNA from Lolium rigidum, 1095 nucleotides. RefSeq lists its product as uncharacterized. The record is from RefSeq and is a predicted model, not a curated record. The coding region runs from base 1 to 1095 and encodes 364 amino acids. Lineage: Eukaryota; Viridiplantae; Streptophyta; Magnoliopsida; Poales; Poaceae. Gene Ontology annotation, biological process: root development; shoot system development. The transcript has 3 exons.
AUGGCUAGCCAUCUAAGAUCAGUUAGCUUGCCCUCUAGGCCUCACCGCGAAGUUGAAGAGGAGCUGUGCAGCCUAGAGUCAUGCAUCUCUUCACCCUCCUUGGCCAUCGAGACAAUCUCUGAUUGUUUGUCGAGGCUUGGAGACAUGUACUGCUCUAUCGAGGAAAUAAUGUGCCUGCCCAGCAACCAAGUUUGCUCCUCCCAGCAAAGAAAGAUAAAGAUGUUGGAUGGAGAAAUGGAAUGCUCCCUUGAGCUCUUGGAUCUCUGCAAUGCAAUGCACGCAGAGUUUGGCGAGUUGAAGAACAUCAUCCAAGACCUGGAAGUGGCUAUCCGAAAAGGAGACGAUGCAGGCGUUCAAGUCGGGAUUCAGUCUUACUCUCGUUUAUUGAAGAAGGCGAAGAAGCAUUUUAAGAAGACCGCGAAGAAGGUUAUUUCUUACAAGGAAGAUUGCAGGAUGGUCACAUUGUUGAGCGAGGCUAGAGAGAUCACCAUCUCUCUGCUCGAGUCAACACUUCAUCUCUUGUCCAAGCAAAUCAUAACGCCCAAACAGUCUCUCAUCUCCAAGGCAUUCCAGAAGAAAAAUUCAGUUUUGUGCAAGGAGGAGCAGAUGCAGAUGCUAGGUUGCAGCAUCGGAGAUCUUGAGGCUGGGGUAGGACUUCUGUUCCGGAGAUUGGUCCAGAACAGAGUUACCCUCCUCAACAUUCUUAGCAGCAUGUUAGCUGGCUGGGUUGGCAGCAUGGUUGUUCCACAGUCUGGACAUAAUUUUUCGUUGAUUAUGAAUGUGCUUCAUAUAUCUUGGGUAAGAAGUAAAAGGGUACAAGCUCGUGGUGGAGGACGCUCUGGAGGCCCAACACGCAGCUGCACCAAGGCCAUCCUCAAGAAGCUUGGGAUCUGCGUUGAUGAGGAUGAUCGCGAGGCGCCCACCCCUGCCGCCAUGGAGCGCUAUGAGCGUAUGUUCAGGAAAGUGAUAGGGCGCAACCAGAUUGUUGCCCUUGCUUCCCUCUACGGAUGGGAGGUGCCGUCUGACGAGGAGCUGCAAUCUCACGCUGCAGCUGCUGAAACACCCUUGGUCGUUACAGGUCGUCCGCAUAAUUAG